Messenger RNA from Phlebotomus papatasi, 378 nucleotides. Its product is annotated as small integral membrane protein 8. The record is from RefSeq and is a predicted model, not a curated record. NCBI's taxonomy places the organism in Eukaryota, Metazoa, Arthropoda, Insecta, Diptera, Psychodidae. The transcript is spliced from 2 exons. The coding region runs from base 1 to 264 and encodes 87 amino acids.
AUGAGUGAGAAGAAAGGUCCUGCAGAACCUGCUCCAGGGGAUGGACUACGUUCUUUACGGACUACAGGAGUAUUUCGUGCUGUUAACUUUGAAUUAUACGCCAAACCCAAUGCAGUGAUCAUGGCAAUUGGAGUAGUAUGUAUCCUUGGAGCUACUGGAUAUAUAGCUUACAUGCGAUCAAAGUACGAAGGCAUGGGAUAUUAUUCGGCUGUCCAAUCUGAUGGUACUGAAGUCUUCACCAAGAAGCAAUCCAAGUGGGAUUGAGCUUUUCACGAGAUUCAAGUCUCCUCCAUUGAGAAAUAUAGAUAUUUUUAGAUAAAUAGAUCAAGAAGAGUGUGUAAAAGAUAUUAAAAUAAUAAAUGUUUUCUUUUUAUUUCA